CCAGCACGUGCCGAUGGAUUGAUGGCCACCACGCGUACCCUGACCAUCGCUGAUGUUGCGUACCUUGUCCGUUUUUUUUCCUUUCAUUUGCAGAUUCGCGCCACGGAACCACAAUAGGGAGAGAGAACCACACACAGACAGGUCGGCAUACGACGGACCUGUUCUCGUCUGCGGUGGAUUACGCCCCAGACUCCCAUGGUUGAAAGAUGUAUGGAGUGCUGCGAACAUCGGCGCCGACUUCUUCACGUCACAGGCGGCCAUGAAUCGAGCGUGCGGUUACCAACAACGACCACCACCACCAUCAUCAGCGUUUGCGGUGCUUCUGCUGCUGAGCACUUGUAUCACCACAUACGCCACGCCACGAUCUGCGUCCGACAUUGAAACAUCUCUUUCCCGUUCCCUAAAAUCCAUCCCACGGUAGUUCCGAAAGUGCAGCAGAGUGUGGCUGGCAGCGAUGCACGGUUGAAGUGCGGCAUCAAGGAGCAACACGCGGAGCACAUGAAUGCAUCGGACGUGCGGUGGUACUUCAAGCCAUGUGGUGGGGGAGAAGGAUUCCAGCAGACUGCCUGCAGUGACCGUACCGCACUGGAUGGCUACGACUGGCGGCCGCUUAAUUGCGACAAUAAACCGUGCCGCGUGACGCUGACGAUUGCGAAUGUCUCGGAUGCGAAUGCCGGUUUGUAUCGCUGCACGAUCCACCCGUACCGGACGGAUAACCAGACCAUCUAUUCAAUUCAGCUAGUCCGGUCCUUCGAGCUACUGGUAAUAAAGUCACCACUGGACGAGUCGAUACCGGCGCCGGAACUGAUGGACAAUCUGCCGGCCAACACGACGGCCAUCGUCGAUACGCCGAUCGUGCUGCAGUGUCGCGUGCACAGUAAGGUCCCACCGACCAUCAAGUGGUUCCGGCGGCUUAACAAGCGGCUCGGUGAGCACAGCUUCAAUCAGAACAAAUCGAUCCGCUAUCUGGAGAACUUCUACGAGCUGCUACCGUCGGCCGGCGAGAAGCUGCUGGCGCACGAUGUCUACCUUAGCAAGCUCAUCCUCUACAACGCGUCCGAGCGCGACAUCGGCAUCUACGUGUGCGUCGGCAUCAAUUAUGUGGGCGUCAGCAUGGCCGAUGCGUACGUGAAUCUGGUGCACGCGAACGGUAUGCCGGUCGAGCAGGAGGCGUCCGGUGGGUACGUUGGAUUGAUGGUUCUGUUUCUGAUACCGAUCGCUCUGGCCGUGAUACCGCUGCUGGUUUGGGCAGCACUAAAUGUGCUUCGCUCACGCCAAUCCGGCGAAGGGAAACCUUCCCUUGGUGAGCCUACCGCCGAUGUGUCCGCGUACGAUCCGAACAGUGUGGUGUGGUUAAAGCGGAAACGCAUAGUGUACGGUGGCAGUAUGCAGGAGCAUAUUUAUGAGAAAAUUGAUUUAACCUGAACUGGAACGGGAACCGGGAAGUUCGUCCAGCAGACCUCGCUGAGUCGAAAUGAGAAUAAGUGGCCUCGCAUAAUAGGUUUAAGCACAAUAUGCAAAGUUGUCGAUGUAUUUAUUGGAAUAUUUCAUAAAAAUAUGUUUUUCUCGCAAGCCUCGCAGACUUCUUU
Messenger RNA from Anopheles darlingi, 1589 nucleotides. RefSeq names its product fibroblast growth factor receptor-like 1. Gene Ontology annotation, molecular function: fibroblast growth factor binding; fibroblast growth factor receptor activity. Gene Ontology annotation, cellular component: plasma membrane. NCBI's taxonomy places the organism in Eukaryota, Metazoa, Arthropoda, Insecta, Diptera, Culicidae. The record is from RefSeq and is a predicted model, not a curated record. The coding region runs from base 499 to 1425 and encodes 308 amino acids. The transcript has 4 exons.